CAUACUGCACCGGGGAGGAGGAGAUUCUACCAAAGAAAACCACAGGACUUUGUUAGUUUCCACUCCGGGCGAGCACAGAGCCCUGUCUACACCCAGGUGGCGCUACUUUAGGCUGCUAUCGUCAGUUUCCACAACAGGAAGAAAAGCCCGCCCUUCUCCAGGAAGCCGUUUACUUUCAGUUUCCAUCGUGUUGUUUUUCCACAGAAGAAUGGAGGCUGGAAGGAGAAGAAGGAGCGACUCUCCGUCCCUCCGCUUCAGGAUGGGGCUGCUGCCUGCGUGGCCCGCCCUGUCUUUGCUUCUAGGAGCAGCGGCUGCUUUUCUGCCGCGGGUCGUCUCUGGCUCCUCCUUGCACUCCCUGCAUCAUUUGUACCUGGGGAUAUCAGAGCCCAUCAGGAAUUGGCCCUGGUUCACUCAGGUGGGGUACCUGGAUGACCAACUUAUCACUCGCUAUGACAGCAACACAAGGAGGGAUCAGCCUCAGGUCGCCUGGGUGGAGAAGGCGGAAGAUCUCCGGUUCUGGGAAAAGGAGACCCAUCAUGCUUGGGAGGCUGAGGGGUUUUUCAGGCAGGCCCUGUUGAGCCUGCAAAAUCGCUACAACCAGAGUGGAGGGCUUCACACCUGGCAGUGCCUGGUCGGCUGUGAGCUGAGCAAAGAUGGGAAUCAGAAAGGAAGGUCCAUGCAGUGCGGCUACGACGGGAAGGACUUCAUCAGCCUGGACAAGGAGACCUUCACCUGGAUAGCAGCCGAUGCCAAGGCCCAAGUGACCAAGAGGAAGUGGGAGUCCAACCUAGAUAUUGCUAUGACCUGGAAAGGCUACCUGGAAAAGGAAUGCAUUGAAAGCCUGCAAAGAUACCGUGACACUGGGAAGGAGACUUUGCUGCGGACAGAGUCCCCAAUGGUGAAGGUCACACGCAAGGUGGGCCAAGAUGGCCUGGAGGCCCUCAUCUGCCGAGCUGAUGGCUUCUAUCCCAAGGAGAUCGAAGCCACAUGGAGGAAGGAUGGAGAGAUCUGGGAGCACGAGACCUUCCGUGGGAGUGUCACUCCCAACUCAGAUGGGACCUACCAUACCUGGCUCAAAAUCAGUGUUGACCCUAAGGACAAGGAGCGCUACUGGUGCCAUGUGGAACAUGACGGACUCUCAGAGCCUCUGGACUUGGCCUGGGAGGAACCUCCUGCCUCAAAACAUAUGAGCAUGGUUUGGUGGAUCAGUGUCCCGAUCAUAACUGUUGGCUUGAUGCUGCUGAAAAGGCACUACCUGUGGAAACGACGACGCCUCAAAAAAAAUGAAGGAUUCUCAUAUCUCCAGCAGAGUAUAAGAGAAAAGGAAGAGAAAAUCCAUAUACUAAAUAGGAAUAUCAGGGAAGUCAGUGAAGAAAGACAGCGUUUAGAAAGGAGAAUCGAGGAAGAGUGCAGGUUGCAUGGUGUUGCAUUGAUUUCCCCUCCUGGAACAGCCAAGAUUUCUGCCUUCUCAUUUUCUUUCUAGGAGUGCAAAGGAGAUGUCGUUUCUUCCUUCUGGCCAAGGAUACAUUACUCCCACGAUGAUUGCAAAGAUGGACAUUAAUUAUUCUGGAGACUGUUGGAAAUGGAAGAAUCUUGCAGAGACAUUCUAUCAUAUGUGGUGGACUUGUAGCAAAGCACAACAAUUCUGGAAGAAAAUCCACUCUAAGAUGCAAGAAAUUUUAAAGAUAAACAUUCCCUACUCACCUGAUUUUUGUUGUUGUUGUUAAAUAUGACUAAACUGUAUAUACCUAUUAAACACACAGCGUCGUCUUUAUACAUGAUUACCACAGCCAGGAUUCUUUAUGCUGCCAUUGGAGAUUACAAAUAACCCCAACCUUGGAUGAAUGACUAUUAAGUAAUGGGAUUAUGUCUCAAUGGGCUAAAAUCACUACUUAUUUAUGGAAUACCUCAGAUGAAUUAUUUGCUCUAUCUGGGAGCCUUUUAUAAAUUAUAAUACAGCACAGGGUCAACAUCCACACCCAAGAUUUGGGGUUUUUUUUAGUACAGAUGGUUGAUUAAUUAAUUCAUUAUUUAUAUCUUUUUGUAAUACCUGAUAUGGGGGCGGGGGGCGCUAAAGGACGGUAGUGGAAUUCCGGAUUGUUAUAUGUAACUUUGGAAGUUUAAGAGAUGAUAAUGUAAACAUUACUUUUAUUUCUUUUGUUUUUCUUAAUAAAUAAAAGGGAAAAAGUUGGGUGAG
Messenger RNA from Hemicordylus capensis (graceful crag lizard), 2197 nucleotides. Its product is annotated as class I histocompatibility antigen, F10 alpha chain-like. The record is from RefSeq and is a predicted model, not a curated record. The transcript has 11 exons. Gene Ontology annotation, biological process: immune response. Gene Ontology annotation, cellular component: external side of plasma membrane. Bases 209 to 1483 code for a protein of 424 amino acids. NCBI's taxonomy places the organism in Eukaryota, Metazoa, Chordata, Lepidosauria, Squamata, Cordylidae.